GGAUUUGCUUCAACUCACAGGCAGAUAGAUUGUCCCGCUACCAUUCAAGGCACAUAUAUUCCAGCUAGACAUAGCAGCAGGCGCCAUGAUUGGGGUGAGAAUGGCCAGUGACAAUGCUCCGGUGAUACUGGUUGUAGCGCUCAUCAUCUGCGCUGGCGGCGGCAUGACUAUCUCGCCGGCGGCCGCGGAGGAGGUGCACCAGGUGCCGGCGGUGUACGUGUUCGGCGACUCGACGGUGGACGUGGGCAACCUCAAGUACCUGCCGGGGAACUUCACGCUGCCGCUUCCCUACGGCAUUGACUUUCCGUUGGCAGACUCCUCCAGGCCCAACGGAAGGUUCAGUAACGGAUACAACAUGGCCGACUGCAUAUCGAGGAUAUUGGGUUUCGAUAUGAGCCCGCCGGCGUACCUGUCGCUGACGCCGGAGACGAGCGGUCAGAUUCUGAAAGGUUUCGGUGGAGUCAACUACGCCGCUGGUGGAUCCGGCAUCCUCGACAUCACAGGGAAUUCCGCCCUCCCGUUGAGCAAGCAGGUGGAGUACUUCGCGGCCACCAAGGCAAAGAUGAUAGAGGGAAGCGGCGGCAAUAGCACCGACAUCGACGCGCUGCUGUCCAAGUCUCUCUUCCUCAUUAGCGACGGCGGCAAUGACAUGUUUGAACACUUCAAGAAGCAUCCGUUCGGCUUUAUUACUCAUCCCUUCUGCAAAGACCUUCUGGCCAACUACACCAAGCAUGUCAAGGCGCUGUAUGGGCUCGGGGCGCGGCGUUUCGGUGUCAUCGAUGUGGCGCCCAUCGGCUGCGUGCCCAUGGUGCGGGCGGUCUCCCUGUUCGGUGAUCGAGGCUGCAACGGCUUCGCCGAUAAACUCGCUAAGGACUUCGACGACGCCUUGGGCAACGCGAUGGCGGACCUCGCCGCGUCGCUGCCCGGGAUGAGGUACUCCGUGGGGAGCGCCUACAAGCUGGUGGAAUACUACACCGCGCACCCGGGGGCCGCCGGGCUCAAGGUUGUGAACAGCGCGUGCUGCGGCGGCGGGAGGCUCAACGGGCGGGAGUUCUGCGGCACCCCCAACACCACCUUGUGCGUCAACCGCGACGAGUACCUGUUUUGGGACGGGGUGCACGGCACACAGGCCACCUGGAACAAGGGCGCCGAGGAGAUCUACGGCGCGCCGGUGGAGCUAGGAUUCGCUGCACCCGUCAAUUUCAAGCAGCUGAUUCUUGAUGAUGAACGCGCAGUGUCAGCUGCUAAUUUGCUUGUGAGCGUGUGAGUGUCUAAGGCCUGUUGCCAUUCUCUAGUACGGAGUAUUUGGCACUUGUGUCAUGUUCAUUUUAUCGUUGUUCUGCAUCGUCGAGCGCGCGCAGCAGAUGUGUUGCGUGUGCUCAGUUAGUGGUUUGGAGGUUUUGUUUCUAGCAAAAUAAGGAACCUCACACGUACUUUGUUGGCGGGGAGGUGCGUCGUAGAAGCGGGAUGGAUUGUUACAAUCUCUUCAUGGGAUGUCAUGCAUGCCCGAAAUGUAUUGUCACAUCUUCUACGAUUACCACGGGCUAAUUUGCCUUC
Messenger RNA from Hordeum vulgare subsp. vulgare (domesticated barley), 1557 nucleotides. RefSeq names its product GDSL esterase/lipase APG-like. Gene Ontology annotation, molecular function: hydrolase activity, acting on ester bonds. The record is from RefSeq and is a predicted model, not a curated record. Lineage: Eukaryota; Viridiplantae; Streptophyta; Magnoliopsida; Poales; Poaceae. The transcript is spliced from 3 exons. Bases 86 to 1267 code for a protein of 393 amino acids.